This is a messenger RNA of Eremothecium gossypii ATCC 10895, 1431 nucleotides long. RefSeq names its product Fps1p (gene FPS1). The record is from RefSeq and is marked provisional. The transcript has a single exon. Gene Ontology annotation, cellular component: plasma membrane. Lineage: Eukaryota; Fungi; Ascomycota; Saccharomycetes; Saccharomycetales; Saccharomycetaceae. The coding region runs from base 1 to 1431 and encodes 476 amino acids. Gene Ontology annotation, biological process: glycerol transmembrane transport; water transport. Gene Ontology annotation, molecular function: water channel activity; glycerol channel activity.
AUGAGUGGCAAGCACAAGACAGAGCAGGGCUUCGCUCAGGACCUUGAGCAGCAAGGCCCCCCCCACCACGGCCACCGCUCGGAAUACGUGACUGGCGAGUUCGUCGAGAGUGGUGCGCCAUUCGUGAUGCAGGAGGUAGUUGCGAAUUCGGGUGCGGUGGUCUCCAACCUACGCCAGCAGGAGUUGGCGAACGCGCGGGCCAAGCCGCACGGCGAACACGUCAACGAGCGGGACUACGACGACCUGAUGUCGGCCUCGAUGGUGGUCAAGCCUAAGCCACUGCACCAGAACCCGCAGACCCCCACGGUCCUUCCGUCGAACUACCAACCGAUCAACGCCUGGUCCCAGUUCAAGGCGACGUAUCUGCGUGAAUUCUUUGCGGAGUUCUUGGGAACCAUGGUUUUGGUGUUUUUCGGCGACUCGGUAGUGGUCCAGACCCGUAUGUCUUCCACUGCCCGUGUCACAGCAUUCCUCGGGCAGCUUGAAUCGAACGGGUUAAGUGGCAGCCCAGUUGAGUACAUGCGCCACUUGGUGACACCUGACGUUGCUGGAAGCUCGAUAUCUGUCAAUCUCUGCUGGGCGUCCGGUGUCGUUAUGGGUUAUUACGCAGCUGGUGGCCCAGCUAUUACCGGUGCUCACAUGAACCCCGCAGUGACGCUAGCCAACUACUGUUUCAGAGGCCUUCCAGCCGUGAAGGUUCUUAUCUACUGGGCAGCUCAGAUGCUAGGUGGUUACAUGGGUGGCUUGACCGUUUUCUGGUAUUACGCAAGAGUGAUUAAAACAACCUUCCCCGACUGGAAAACCAACGAAAGUGUAAUCGGCUGCUUCUCUACGGUCCCAUUGCCCUACUUGGACAGCAACAGGCAGUUCAUCAGUGAGUUUGUCAUCGGUGCUCUCUUGAUCGGCCUAAUAUUUGCUCUGACGGACCCUUACACAUGUCUGACCACGGACUUUUUCCCGAUUAUGUUGUUCCUCUUGAUCUUCUCUCUAUUAGCCUGUGGCUCUUACCAGACUGGUGCUAUUUUGAACCCUGCCCGUGAUAUCGGUCCUCGCUUGGCCAUGUGGACUGUCGGCUUCAGCAGAAAGGCACUAUGGGAGGACCAUCACCACUACUUUUGGGUGGCCCUCGUCGGCCCAUGCGUCGGUGGCUUAGUGGGCGCCUUGAUCUACGACUUGCUAAUAUUCCAGGGCCACGAAUCCCCUGUGAACCAGCCUGCCGCUCACGUACUCAAGAGACUCAAGACCAGAUUCACCUCAUUCGGCAGGAAGACCGCUUCCACAGGCGAGUACACCUUCUCGGACAAGGAACUGACUGAUGUGAGCAGCAACAAUGCCUCGGGCAAGAACAUCAAUUUCAGAUCGGUAACUCGCGGUGAGUCUACGAACGGCGUUCCGACCAUCUACAGCCAAUCGAACGAUCCUAAAAAGUAA